CGACGGCCGUCGUGUGGAAUGGCUGGAUAAUUAAUCUGUUCUGCGUGUUCCUGGCGAGAAAUGAAGUCAUAACAUGGGGAAACGCGCGAGUAAAUUAAGUUCCUCAGAAAUCAAGGAUCUCAUAAGCUGCACAUACUUUAACAAGAAAGAACUACAGCAUUGGUACAAGGAUUUUCUACGAGAAUGUCCAAACGGAGCACUGAAACAAGAGGAGUUUGAGGCGAUCUACCAGCAGUUCUUUCCUCAUGGAAGUCCGAAAAAGUUUGCUUCCUAUGUGUUCAAUAUAUUUGACACAAACAAGGAUGGUCAUAUAUCAUUUAAGGAGUUCAUCUGUGCAUUGUCCAUAACGUCCAGGGGAACACUGGAUGAAAAACUUGACUGGGCUUUCAGUCUGUAUGAUGUUGACAGUGACGGUUUCAUCACUCGGACAGAGAUGAUCGAGAUCAUUGACGCUAUUUAUAACAUGGUGGGGAACUUGAUGGACCUACCAAAUGAUGAAAACACGCCUGAAAAACGGGCCAACAAGAUUUUCCAGCAAAUGGACAUGAACAAUGACGACAUGCUGUCGAAGGAUGAGUUUCGGGAGGGCUCAAAAAGUGAUCCCUGGAUUGUGCGGGCAUUAACCAUCGACACGGGGCCUCAGAUGACCAGUUGACCCUCAGCUUGACCACUGGCCUACAUGGCAGCCUUGCACCCUCGUGUCACCAUGGCAACCAAGUUCUUCAUUGGAAUUCUUGUUUGGAAAGAAAAUUUGAUACAGAAUCAGUGACUGUGUUUUGCUUUCAUUUAUAAAGUGGAGUUCUGUGGAGUGUUAUGUUCAUCAUGAGCUUAAACCCAUUUGUCACACUUCAUUGUGCAGCCUUUUGAUCUUAUUUCAAUUCAAUUCAAUAGUUUAUUAGCACAAACAUUCAAGUUCAUCGCCUUUACUUCUGGCGGUAACAUUUAUUUACAUACAUGAGAAGAGCAUGAUAUUAUAAUACACAGAUUAAUAACACUAUUAAGAUAUUGAUAAUUCACGUAAAAAAGUAAUCAUUAACGUGAAAUGGCUUGAACAUUGGCGUACCUUAAUCCUUUAUAGAACAAUAUCUAUAAAUUGACCACCCUCGCUAAUGCGGUCAGGCAUGUUUUGACAGUAACUGGUAUGUUAGUGAUGAAAAGUGAUCGUUGUAAGGCCACUGUUCAGAGCAUAAUUAUUAUUGGUUUUAGUUCACUGAUCAGACUCAAGAAGAAAAAAGAAUAAAAACAACAACAACAACAACAAAAAAAAAAACAUUGUUUCAAAGCAAGCAAUAAUAGCAAUAUAAGGAAAAAAAAGAAAUAAAAUAAAAUAAACAUUUAUUGGUUUAUGAUACUUUCUCGUCUUAAAGUUGAAAGAUAUACAUAUUUAGCAAGUUUAAUUUGUGUACUAUUCUGCUCAGCUGACAUUAUUAGGUAAGCAUUCAAUCCGUAUGUCUCUGUAAAAAGGACAUACAAGCACAAAGUGAAACUCAUCUUCAACAACAUUCAUUUGACAAAAUAUACAUUUACGUUCAGAUUGUUCUAUAUUUCUAAAACGGCCUUCUUCGAUUGCAAGUUUGUGAGCUGAGCAUCUUAAUCUUGUUAGCGAAAUACGAUGCUUGUCGUUUUUAAUACAAUUAAGAUAAUUCUCGUAACCAAACCUACACUUUAUACUACAAUAAGUUUUUAAUUUGGAUGACGUGUCUUAUAGAGAAAACCAGUGUUGGCAAUACUGAUUAUGUAAUCUUUGUAUGACACUGUUUAAUUGAAGAACGGAAAUGUCAUUAUUGUUCCAUAAAUAGCUAAAACCCAAACUAUUAAGCAAUUGCUUUACCUCUAAUGCCCAUGACCCACGAAUAUUAUUCUUCACUUGAUCCCAAUACACUUCGUGUACCAAAGAACCGUGAUGCUUAGUUAAAAUUGUGUACCAAUAUUUCAGAAUUCGCUCUUUACUUGCAAUAUCUAAGGGAAACCUCCCAAGCUCACCAUAAACAGAAGCGUUUGUGGUUUGAAUUCUCACCUUUAAUACCUGUAUAAGAAAUUUUAAAUAUAUUCUUUCCAUGUCAGGGGCUUUUUGAGAACCCCAUAUUUCUGCUCCAUAAUUAAAUAUAGGCAUGAUCAUGCUGUCAAAUAGUUUAAGUUUUUCAUUUAUCCCCAAUGACACAACGUCAAAAAGUGAAUUCAGUGAAUAAAUAGCCUUUAAUGCCUGGUCGGCUAAAGCCUUUUGCGACUGAUAAAAUUUGCCAUUUGAAGAUAGGGUGACUCCUAGAUAUGUAAAUUUUGAUACACAAGUAAGCCUAUUAUUAUUGUAAAAUAUAUCAAUGUUUUCAACUCAAGUUCCCAAUUUGCAAACCAUUGCUACAGUUUUCUUGGUGUUAACAGUGAGAUUCCAUUUUUUGCAAUAAUCAUGAAGCUUGUUUAAGAGUAUUUGUAGGCCAGAAGCAGAGUAUGAAAACAAAACAGUGUCAUCUGCAAA
Mya arenaria is the source of this 2473-nucleotide messenger RNA. RefSeq names its product neuronal calcium sensor 1-like. Bases 74 to 655 code for a protein of 193 amino acids. The record is from RefSeq and is a predicted model, not a curated record. Lineage: Eukaryota; Metazoa; Mollusca; Bivalvia; Myida; Myidae. Gene Ontology annotation, molecular function: calcium ion binding. The transcript is spliced from 7 exons.